GCUCUCUCAACAAGCUCGGCAGGCAGGAGGGGGGAGACGAGUCGACGAGACACCGGCGGCCGCCCCUAUCCCUCUUCUCGAGUUCUUGCUCUCGUCUCCUGCGCCGCCGCCGGGAGGGAGCGCGCCGCUCUCAUCCUCUUGCGCCGUCUCUUUGCGCCGCCGCUGGGACGAGCGCGCCGCCGGGAUCGAGCGCCUCCGCUGGAUCUAAAGCCGCCGGGAGUAUUACUCUGAAUGAUGGCAGCAACUCUGAAAGAUGCUGCAGCAAGGAAACCUGUACUGGCAACAAUCCGUCUUAUUGUUCCAGCUGGUGCUGCCCGUCCUGCACCUCCAGUUGGUCCAGCACUGGGUUUCUAUCGGCUCAAUUUGAUGGCUUUCUGCAAGGAUUUCAAUGCCAGGACCCAGAAGUACAAGGCAGAGACUCCAAUGCAAGUGACCUUAACUGCUUAUAAGGAUAGCACCUUCGAGUUUGUGGUCAAGUCACCCUCAGUAUCAUGGUUCCUCAAGAAGGCUGCAGGAAUAGAAACAGCCAGCAGUCGCCCAGGCCACAGCAAUGUGUCUUCGCUCACUCUCCGCCACGUGUACGAGAUCGCGAAAUUGAAACAGGCUGACCCCUUCUGCAAGCACAUGUCGCUUGAGGCGCUGUGCAAGUCCAUCAUUGGCACAGCUAACUCCAUGGGCAUUGAGAUUGUUAAAGAUCUAUGAGAAGCAUGGCUAGCCUAAGUCAGGAAGAAUUCCGUGACAUUUGCGUGUUCCUAGUUUUGAGUUCGUUCUGGAGAGGUAGAACCGUGUCUCACAGAGCUUUCUACCAUCGUGAUGUCUGAUGCCCUGGCAUAGCCUUUGGUUCAGCCUUUUUUUUUGUCCUUUGUUAUUUUCUUGGCAGCUUAACUUAUGUGGUUUCGCGACGUUGUUUUAAAUAAUAUACAUUGCAAUGUCUUCCACAUCUUUUUUUUAGUUACGUCUUCCACAUGGUAUGUUAUA
Molecule: messenger RNA, 978 nt
Organism: Setaria italica (foxtail millet)
Lineage: Eukaryota; Viridiplantae; Streptophyta; Magnoliopsida; Poales; Poaceae
Product: 50S ribosomal protein L11
Exons: 2
Coding region: 232-702 (156 amino acids)
Biological process (GO): translation
Cellular component (GO): large ribosomal subunit; ribosome
Molecular function (GO): structural constituent of ribosome; large ribosomal subunit rRNA binding
Source: RefSeq, a predicted model, not a curated record